Molecule: messenger RNA, 1002 nt
Organism: Mucor velutinosus
Lineage: Eukaryota; Fungi; Mucoromycota; Mucoromycetes; Mucorales; Mucoraceae
Exons: 7
Coding region: 1-1002 (333 amino acids)
Source: RefSeq, a predicted model, not a curated record
AUGAUGAAGCACAUCAAGUACAAGUCGUUAAACCCAUCCGAUAUCGCACUCGUGGAUUUAACAAAUCAGCAUUUAUUAUUCUCUAAAGAAGACUGGAACCAAAUCAAAGCUUUACUCUCCACAUCUCCAACCAAUAAUGAUUUGAUUGAAUCCUGGCCGGCAUUGCGGAAAAUCGACAAAAUAUUCAAGAACCCUCGUGAUGCCGAAGAGUGUUAUUGGAACUCAAAAAAUUAUCAAAAGAAGGCAUUAAAAUUCAAUGAAAAAAUGGGAUAUGAACUGAUCAGUGUCAUUGUUGAUAAGAUGAUCAAACAUAAAUCAAUAUUUACUAUCUCGAAACCAACCCCGUCUGAAGCAGACAUUAUGAUCAAAAUCUGGGCUGAUCUCUUUGAAGUUCUCUUUUACAACACUGAAGUUUACAUUCGCUGGGGAGAAAAGGGUCUGGAUACUGGUAACGAUGAUCACACCAUUUUUAAAUUAGAUGCAAAGCUUGUACUAUUAUAUGAUGGUGCUGAAUACCCUAUUUCCUCUGUUGAGUUUGCACCCUAUGCUGGCCCAAGAAAGAUCAAAACCGAUCGAAGCAAAUUGUUAGUAGAAGCAAAGACAAUUUACGAUAAAGUAAUGGGUUUGAACGUGAAUGAAGGAAAUGCAGCUCUCUUAAAAAUAGUCAAUGUUCAAAUCAUGGGUCUAGAGGCGCAUGUCAUGUCUGUAAACACUGCCGAUGAUUACUUGUAUAUUGCUAGUUCUAUUGAUUCAUACAUGUUACCAUCAACUGUCUCCCAACUAAAGAAACAUAGCAAAACUAUCAUUGGCCAUUUAUUCGAUUUAAAGCAUUAUGCAUUGAACACUACAGAUAUCAUCAAACAGACACUCAAUGAUAAGAAAAAAGCAAAGAAAAGCAUGAAGCGAAAGAUUCAAGAAGAAAUUGAUUAUGACAAAGUGGCACCUUCCCUCAAAGCAAACCUGGUUCCAACUUGGAGAUAUAAAGCUAAAAGUGAAGAUUGA